CGAGAAAUCGUACACAAGUUCUGUACAAAUCAAUAUAAAUGAAACCAGUUUUUGUUUGAGUUCUCAUACCAUUUUCAUUUUCUAGAAUUCCAUACGGAGAUAGCCCCACGUCACCUCUACCGUCACCCAUACAUUCACCCGUUAUCAAUCACUUUCCACACACAUUACAGGUUCGUACCCAGUCAUUACUCUUCGAUUUAGACUGGAAACUGCCGUCUGUUUUCGGGAAAAUAAUAAAGAGCCUAGUUUGGCAAAUACGACGGCAACGAGAAGGCGCUCGUGAACAAUAACAUAUUUACUCUAAGACAAAGGCGACUAUAAUUUUCAUUCCCUUGAGCAUUCUAUUUACGAUUCUAUUACGCCGUAGUCGUUAGACGGUUAGUUAUGUUAUUUUCACGGCCAACAGAGUAAAACGUUCAAGUCGUUUGGGGUGUUUUAUGUGAAUUCACUUCCCAUUUGUACUUCAGGGAAUUUCAGGGUUGUUUAAAAGAAAGAUAAGUGUUUUUUAGUUAAAGUUUAAUAAUGACGUCUAAUGUAUGUUUUGGCUCGAAUACAAAAGUAUAAGUAAUUCUUAAUUAUUGUUGUUGGUUUCCAUACUCUCUAUUGGCCUCUAUUUUGACGAACGAACGUGAAAAACUAACCAGAAUAGCACGAUAUAUACUACUUGUACUGGCCUGAUAUUUGUAUUUCCUGGCUAUACAGCCGUAUGCCGGUUUUCGAUACACUUUAUAGUCACGGCUAUAGAGCAUUUGAUUAAAGAGUUUUCCUUAUCAAAUUUGGUUGAACGGAAUGUUGUCAAAUAUUUAUCAAGACCGCCUUUUGUUUGCCAAAACUAUAGAAGUAUUUCUUGUACUUGUACACCUGUCAAGUUUUCCUUGGCGGCAGUACACACGUCCGAACGAAUUUUCCUUGUCCAAAAGCUGGCAUAGUUUCCCUGGCAAGGAAAAAUUCUCAAGGAGCAAAUAAAAUUUGUCAUGGGAAAAUUUCUUCCCAUCUGUACUGGGCUUUAAUAAGAAGAACAGUCUAGAACUGAUAGACUCAUCGCAUUCUUUUACAGCACCACCCACUGUAUCAACCACUCAAUAUGCAAUCUAGUACGUUCUCCUUGCGCGGACAUCCUGCGAUGGUAACCAGUGAAAACAGCGUGUGUUCCACUUUGUUUGUGGCUAAUUUGGGACAAACGUGUACAGAAACGGAACUACAUAAUCUGUUCUCAAGGUAACGAAGAUAGAAGAGAUCAUAACUAUACUGUAGACAAACUUGGCUAACGUCAUUUGUCUAUACCCAAUUACGAUUGUUCUACUGUACUUCUAUUUUAUACAGGGUGUUUCAAAAAAAUGUGACCCUUUAGAAAUUCACCUUAUUGUUUUAAUUUCAAUGCCUGCAUGAAUCCAAAACUGUACCCAUGGGGCAUGGGUAACACAAUUGAAUCGAAUUUUAUACAUAGCAGUUACUUAAAAGUGUGUGGUAUCGUUCAACAUAUGCAUAUGAUUAUGAAAAACUCUUUGCUCUGUAGUCAAGCUGAGUCAACUGACUUUCAAUUAGAAUUUUGAGCGUUUACAACAAACGUGUGAUUUCUAAAGCCCUGAUUCCACGAGCGCUUUUUGUCAGCGAAAUGCGAAAUAGUUCGCCUGUUUCUUUUGAAUUGUGAGCAAUCAAGUAGAAAUAAUUUAUUCGAGUGGUCGCAAUUCAAAAGAAACAGGCGAAAUAUUUCGCAUUUCGCUGACAAAGAGCGCUCGUGGAAUCAGGCCUUAAAGGGUCACUUUUUUUAGAGCAACGAUGUGAACAACGCUAGUCAAAAUGUUUAUUUGUGAAGUAUUCCGUGGUUUAUAGUUUCUUGCUAACCGUUUCUGUCAGGGGAGAGAGAAAUUUUCAAACUGAUGUGUUACUGUUAUCAGGAGUAAAAUGGGCAUUUGAAAAAAGGGUGGGAGGUAUAUGAUCAAUAUGGUUCCCAUCCUUUAUUGUGGAGAUGUGAAGAUGAGAAUUGAUUUAGUUUGCAUGCCUGACCAAAAAUGUACUGAGAAAACAUGACUUUACAAUGACCAUGGUAGGCCUUACAAUACUAGCUCCUUCAAACUAAUACGCGAUAUUGCAUUUCAAAAUAAAACCAAGUCGGUCUAACGCGUGCUCAUUCAUAAACACCGAUGAGCAAUUCUUGUAAAUGAUUAUCUUAUAUAUUUCCUGAUAUUCUGUUACAGGACUCAAAGUUUUAAGAGAAUAAAAAUGCUAAACAAAGGAAACGCUCCAUGUUGUUUUGUAGAAUACUUGGUAAGGAAAUUAUGUCAAUUUUUCGAGGAGAAAACAUAAGACACGCACUGAUUGAACAUUUUUUUUAUUUACUUAAGGAUGUUUAUUCUGCGUCAAUGGCAAUGAAUAUGUUACAAGGGUAGGUAUUGACGUAACUUUCGGUUUUUACAACCAAACUCAGUGGUGUCAAGUAACGAAGUAAAUGUACUUCGUUACUGUACUUGAAUACUAUUUUUGAGAAGUGAGCAU
Molecule: messenger RNA, 2496 nt
Organism: Paramuricea clavata
Lineage: Eukaryota; Metazoa; Cnidaria; Anthozoa; Malacalcyonacea; Plexauridae
Source: the annotation of a GenBank genome assembly